Nerophis lumbriciformis (worm pipefish) is the source of this 1356-nucleotide messenger RNA. RefSeq names its product RAB24, member RAS oncogene family (gene rab24). Gene Ontology annotation, molecular function: GTPase activity; GTP binding. NCBI's taxonomy places the organism in Eukaryota, Metazoa, Chordata, Actinopteri, Syngnathiformes, Syngnathidae. The record is from RefSeq and is a predicted model, not a curated record.
GAUGUCGUAUUUUUGUUCCUACCCACCCGCUCACAUAAAAACACACAUUCCAACUUCAUUCACGUCGUAGUGAUUUUUAAUUUUUAAUUUUUAAACACAACCAAUGAAUUAAUAGUAUUUGUAACGUCCGAGCUAUGUUCAUGGUAUUUUCCCCCCGUGACGACUUUUAGAGCGGCAUUUCCCUGUGGCCAUUGCGCAACACGCUGACGAACCGCAGCUCCUUUUAUUAGCCAGUGAGGCUGGGCGAAGAUGACAAGCGGCUUUCUGGCACCUUCGGCCCGGUAAACACUCCAUGUAGACGCCGGUGUUGCCUUCACAUUUUAUUGCCGCUUGCCGCCGUCAUUGUGGAGUGACUUGGAUGCUGGUCAAUAUUUCCAGCUAGCUGCUAGCACCCUUCCUUGCCAUCCUGACCUGGUCCUGACCACCAGGAAGAUGAGCGGCAUGCGCGUGGAUGCCAAGGUGGUGAUGCUGGGAAAGGAGAGCGUGGGCAAGACCAGCCUGGUAGAAAGAUACGUUCAUCAGCGCUUCUUGGCCGGACCCUAUCAGAACCAGACUAUUGGUGCUGCGUUUGUGGCCAAGCCAAUCCAAGUGGGAGACAAAGUCAUCACUCUGGGAAUAUGGGACACGGCCGGGUCGGAACGCUAUGAAGCCAUGAGCAGAAUCUACUACAGAGGGGCCCGGGCGGCCAUCGUCUGCUAUGAUCUGACGGACAGCAGUAGUUUCCAGCGUGCUGCUUUCUGGGUGAAGGAGCUUCAGAAGUGUGAGGAGCACUGUCAGAUCUACUUGUGCGGCACCAAGAAGGACCUGCUUCUAGAAGACCGCAGCUUACGGCAGGUCGAUUUUCAUGACGUUCAGGACUUUGCUGAAGAAAUCAAUGCACAGCAUUUUGAAACCUCCAGCAAAACAGGAAGCAACGUUGACGACUUGUUCCAAAAAGUGGCUGAGGACUACAACAACACAGCUUUCCAGAACAUGACAGCCGAAGAAAAAAACGUCAACCUGGGCCAGCAGAAACACUCGUACUACUCCUUCCAGUCGUGCUGCAACAGCAACUGACCCGCCAGGGUGGCGCUUGGGAAGAGGAACAUGGGAAGUGGGAAAAGACACUAAGAACUGACCCGGACAUCAAGACUGGUCCUCAUUGCUGUGCUGAUGGUCUCUGGCGGACCUCCUUCAAGGUGGACAGCUGCUGUGACGUGUGUUUUUGGAGUCCAUUAACAAGAAAACUCUUAAUUUCACUACAAAAGCCUCUUUUUUUUAAAGUGGUUUGAAGGCAGAGACCUCAUGAAUGGUCUGGUGGUUGAGCUGUCAUAUCCUCCUAUAAAUGUGGGGGGGGGACUACUUUUCUACUUUCAA